GGCGUGGCCAUGCCAGUGACAGUAAUGCCGCUGGUGACCGACCUCUCAUUUCAGGAAUCAGCCUCUGGAAGAUGGAGGACAUGAAGAGCAAAACACAUGUCCGUCCACGGCCCAGCACAAGAUUCCAGGUGGCAAUGUCUGAGUCCCUCAGUGACAAGACCAGUCUGUUGGACGUGAGCGCCUCAGUGAAGGCCAGCUUCCUCUGUGGGCUGGUGGAGGUGGGAGGUUCUGCCAAGUACCUCAACAAGAAGACCUCCUCCAGUCGUCAGUGCAGUGUCACCCUGGGUUACCAUGUGACCACCGAGUUUAAACAGCUCAUGAUAUCAGAACUAGAGACUCCAAACCCUGAGUUGUUUGACAUGACAGAUGCCACACAUGUUGUGAGUGGGGUGCUCUAUGGGGCUGAUGCACUCAUGGAAUUCCAAGAAAUGGCCAGCGAUGAUUCAAAGAAGCAAGAAAUCCAGGGAAAUCUGACUGUAAUGAUCAAGAAGAUCCCAACAGUUGAGAUCAGUGGAGAUGGAAGCCUAAAGAUGGAUGAUGAAGACAAGAAGAAGGUGCAGAACUUCAGGUGCAAAUUCCAUGGUGACUUUUACCUGAAAGAACUCCCUUCUACAUACGAGGAGGCUGUGAAGGUGUACAAAGAGCUGCCCAGUCUGCUGGGGGAGAAAGGAGAGAAUGCUCUGCCUGUGAAGGUCUGGUUGUAUCCACUAAGCAAGCUUACUAAUAUUGAGUCCAAGCUGAAGAGAAUGAUCUCAGAGACACUGGUGUCUCAGGUAGAGAAGGUGAUGGAUGAUUUCCACCUGGCUGAGGUGAGAACCAACGACCUGCUGAAGAGGAGCACAGAGAUCAAGGCUAAAGACAUCGUUCACAAACUGGAGAAGUUCCAAAGCAGUCUGAGGGUUUUCACCGCUCAGUUCCUACGGAAGAUGUCAGGCGUGAUCCCGGCCAUCAGAGGAGGCAACAUGGAGGAAACGGCCCUGAGAGACCUCCUGAAGUCCCAGGAUGCAUCUGGCUUCAGUGGAAAAGAAAUGGAGCAGUGGCUGGAUGGAAAGGAGACUGAGAUCAACGUUGUCACAAUGAACAUAAAAAAACUGAAAUGUGAGAUUAAACUUCCAGGCCCUGAGCUUGACUCUCUCCUCAUGGACCCAGAUGUCAAAGAUGUCUAUGUGUUCAACUUCACCUCUCUGAGUUACGAGGAGCCCUACCUGAAGACCAUCUCAAAGGCAGUUGAGAACUUCAAUAGUGGUUCCGCCAUCAGCACUCCUGAACAGGAUCCAACACAGGAAGUUCCCUGGUACAAGAGACCAGAUGUUAAAGAGAACUUGGCCUCCUCACACAGUGUCUUUAAAAGUGCACCCUUCAAGAACAAAGUGAUCAGUUUCAUUCCAGACCCAGAGCACCCGGGAGCUUCAGUCCGCUGGUAUCAUCAAUCAGCCCUGAAGGAGCCACAUGUCACAAGCAUCCCAGUACAACUAUUUGCCUGUAAGAUCACACUGGACACAGUGGACUUCAAACACCUUCUGUCGGAGGAGAACAGGAAGGUGACACGGCUGAGGAGGGUGAAUUACAAAUCGUCACUAGAUUUCGGUCCUCAGGUGCUGAGCAGAGAGCCUCUGACUGGACGCUGCUACUGGGAGUAUACUCUGUACGCCACAAAAACUUUGCAACUGUCGUACCAGUCCCCCCCUCAGGCUUCAGGAGAGUGGGAGUGUUUCUGGAGCUUGGUGAAAAAGAACAUCAAAGGAGGAAAUAUAGUAGACAUUAAGUGCCUGCAGAUGGUGAGGAGGGUUCCUCCACCAGUGGCCCCUAAACCGUCCAAGGCCAAGAUCCCCGUUCGUGCAUCACCUACCGGGGGCCAUGGAGACGGCGGUAUCCACGGAGACGGCGGUGUCCAUGGAGAUGGCAGUCCUGCCGCCGCACCUUGUCUGCAGAGAGAUGCCAGCCCCUCCUCCCUGUCCCCUGCCCAGACCCCCAGCCCCCAGACCCCCCACCCUGUCAAACCCCCACGAGCCUCCAUCACAGGACUCUCCGUGGACCUGCCCCACCCGCUGGAGGUGGAGCUGGGGGGCGUGGAGGCGGUGCAGCAGAGGCUUAGGGAGGAGGCAGAGCGGCGUGAGCCAGCCGGCUGCAGCGGAGGUAUCGGGGGUAACUCCUCCCAGCCCCGCAGACCCCGCCCCCGAGACAGACCCCGCCCCUGA
This is a messenger RNA of Clupea harengus (Atlantic herring), 2198 nucleotides long. RefSeq names its product cytolytic toxin-alpha-like. The transcript is spliced from 6 exons. The coding region runs from base 72 to 2198 and encodes 708 amino acids. Lineage: Eukaryota; Metazoa; Chordata; Actinopteri; Clupeiformes; Clupeidae. The record is from RefSeq and is a predicted model, not a curated record.